Motacilla alba alba is the source of this 2971-nucleotide messenger RNA. Its product is annotated as D(1)-like dopamine receptor. The record is from RefSeq and is a predicted model, not a curated record. Gene Ontology annotation, molecular function: G protein-coupled receptor activity. Lineage: Eukaryota; Metazoa; Chordata; Aves; Passeriformes; Motacillidae. Gene Ontology annotation, biological process: adenylate cyclase-activating adrenergic receptor signaling pathway. Gene Ontology annotation, cellular component: membrane. The transcript has a single exon. Bases 149 to 1549 code for a protein of 466 amino acids.
GGGGCACAGCGAGGGCGGCGGGCGGAGAUGCCCCCGCGGGCGGCCGCUCGCACAGCCGCGGGCGGCGCUGGCCGGGGGGGUCCCGCCGCCGCCUCGGGCGCUGUCCCGCCGGCAGGACCGGCCGGGAGGGGCCGGGGCAGCGCCCCCGAUGGGGAACGCGGCGCUGGGGGGCGGCCCGUGGGUGCUGCGGGCACUGACGGGGUGCCUGCUGGGCGCCCUGGUGCUGAGCACGCUGCUGGGCAAUGCGCUCGUAUGCCUCGCCGUCCUGCGCUUCCGCCACCUCCGCAACAAGGUCACCAACUGGUUCGUGCUGUCGCUGGCCAUCUCGGACCUCUGCGUGGCCCUUUUGGUGAUGCCCUGGAAGGCGGUCACUGAGGUGGCUGGAGGCUCCUGGCUCUUUGGCCGCCACUUUUGUGACACCUGGGUGGCUUUCGACAUCAUGUGCUCCACCGCCUCCAUCCUCCACCUCUGCAUCAUCAGCCUGGACCGGUACUGGGCCAUCGCCAGCCCCUUCCGCUAUGAGCGCAGGAUGACGCAGCGCCUUGCUUGUGCCAUGAUAGCCAUGGCCUGGGCUCUCUCCAUCCUCAUCUCCUUCAUCCCCGUGCAGCUACACUGGCAUAAAGCCAAGGACAGUAGAGAUCCAGGCUCCUGGCUACCUGGGACACCCCGCUGUGAUGUCAGGUUGAACCGCACUUAUGCCAUCACUUCGUCCCUUAUCAGCUUCUACAUCCCUGUGGCCAUAAUGAUCAUCACCUAUACCAGGAUCUACAGAAUUGCCCAGGCCCAGAUCCGCCGCAUCUCCACCCUUGAGAGAGCAGGGGGGCAAUGGCCAGCUCCUGGCAAGGAGCCCGCCUCCUCUUUGCGGAGUUCCUUGCACAAGGAGACCAGGGUGCUGCAGACCCUUUCUAUCAUAAUGGGAGUCUUUGUUUGCUGCUGGCUGCCCUUCUUCCUGCUGAACUGCCUGCUGCCUUUCUGCCAGCCCAGCCUCGAGGAGGACCCUGCAGGACAGUCACUCUGUAUUGGCCAAACCACCUUCAACGUCUUUGUGUGGUUUGGCUGGGCCAACUCUUCAGUGAAUCCAGUGAUCUAUGCUUUCAAUGCAGACUUCAGGAGGGCUUUCAGCAAUCUCUUGGGCCGCUGGUGCUGCUGCUGUGGCACACCCGAAUCACCUGUGGAGAGGGUCAACUUCAGCAAUGAGCUGGUUUCCUAUCACCAUGACACCACCUGCCAGAAGGAAGGGGCUGUCCCAUCAUCAGUGCCUCCUGCUGCCACCAUUGCCUGGGUGCAGCCCGUGCCCCAUGCCAUAAACCUCCAGGGAGAGCACAGCAGUGAGGAGAUGUCUAUGGAGAAGAGGGUUGUGACUUCUCAGACACAGACUGCCCUUGGCAGCAGCCCCAGCAGUGGUCAAGUGCCAGCUAUUUUGCAAUUGGAUUGCAAGGCAAAGCCAUCCCUGGAAACUGCUGCCCCCUGCACAGGACUUGGUCAGUGUGAGCUCACUUCUCACACACACAGCCACCACACAGGGAGAGCUCUCCCUGUCUCCAUGUAAGCUCCCCAGCAACAAAAGUCCCAUGCCAGAGGGAUGGGAAAACACUGCUCUUACCACACAGGGGUGAUAGGUAUAUGGAGUCCAUUCCAAAAGCACAUAGCAGCCACACAUUUACCUCUUUCCAUGGCCACCUUCACCCCUUACUCUCACAGUCAUUAGACAUCUCCCAUUCAUUUGUUCAUCCCCAUUCUGCAAUCAAAUGUGAGGUAUAUAUUAAGAAUAGUGAGAUAAUUAGAUCAAAGUAAAAAAACCUCAUCGUUCAGGCAGCCAGUCUCUUCAGAAAGUAGAAAUAUAAUAUGAUCCACAAAAUAAAGAGUGGCCAGGUCAUCUCUGUCAACCCAUUUCACUGCUGGUAAAUAUAAAGGUCAACAAAAAGCAGAGCAAAUAGGUGUUGGAUGGCUUGCAGGAGAGAGAAUACUGGGAAAACUAUGAUUGUUUCUAACUGGGUAGAAGGAUUCAGCAGACAUUAAGGCAAUACAGUGGCAUCUCAUUGUCCUCUGUUACUCUGUCCAAAGGUUCUGCUGCUGACCAUGGUGGUGCUCCACUCGCCACCAUCCUUGUCCCAUUUUUUUCUCUCUCCCACCAAUGAUGGAUUUGCUCUGAUUUAUCUCAGGAAGAUGAUGAAGAUGCAACUGUCCAGAAAGAGACAUGAAGAAUGCUUACACUGCAAGAGCUUUCUUGGGCAUUGUCUCAUAGGUGGUAGAAAUGAUACUUUUCAGAACAGUGAUCUAUGCUGAAAGGACAGCAGCAGCAAAGAGACACUCCUCCCAAUGAUCCUGCUCCCUGUGAUUUUAAGUAAUGUGUAGUUCUUAAAUCCCUGUAUGCAUUUUCCCCCAUCAUUAGUUCUUUUGGGAAAAUAUGCUCAUGCUACUCCGCUCUUUUCAGGAAUGUGUCCUUGGGGAACACUUUGGGUGUGACUGGUAUCUGUUCUUCAUGGCCUACACUGGCAGGACAAGAGCUAAUGGGCUGUAAGUAAGACCAAGGCAAGAAUUUGUAAAUUUUCUAAGAAUUAGGAUAAUUAGGCGCUGGAGUAGAUUGCCUAGGUAAUUAUGGCAUCUCUCUCAGUAAAAUGACUGUAAGCUUCUGUCAGAUAUGACAGUGACAAUGUUGAUCCUGCCUUGGGGCAGAGGCACACAGUAAUGGUCUCUUGAGAUACUCUCUGUCCUGCUUCACUAUGACAAUGUGUCUCUUUAAGAAGCAUUGAGCUUAAGAUGUUUGGCUGUGGGUUUUUUUUGCAUGCAACUAUCCUUAGAUAUUUUCUUGAAGGCAAAAAAGAUACAGACAAGAACUUCGAGAUGCCAUUGGUAUUCUUCCUUUCUUUUUGUGAUUAUCCAUGUUUCUGAGCAUUUAACAACUAUCAUUCAGCAUGCCUAGUGCCUCUGCUGGAGAGCAACCCUGAAAUAAACCUGCUGUGGCCUUAAA